AUGGUCACUACAUCUGCGAAAGUGAAGGGAAAAGCGAGCGGCAAGCAGUCCAAGAAAUUUCUGGAGCAAAAGGCACCGCUGAGGCUCGCGUCCAUCAUCGGUCAGCAACAAGAAACCAAAGCCAAGGCAAAGGUGGACAAACAUCAUCGUCAUGACAAGGAGCCAGAGCGCACAGAGCAGAAGGCGCGGUCGUCUGCGAAGGACAAGCUGAAAGAAGUAAAAACAGCACUCAAAGCGGAAAAGGCCAAGACAAAGAAGGAGAAGGCCAAGGCCAGAAAGCAGGACACGAAGCAACAAUCUCGACGCACCAGUGGUAGCGCCACGCAGCAACCCAACACGGAGUCAACAUCAACGCGAACGUCGAAGCCCCGCCGGCGGGUCGCCUUCGCGUAA
This is a messenger RNA of Phanerochaete carnosa HHB-10118-sp, 393 nucleotides long. RefSeq lists its product as uncharacterized. Bases 1 to 393 code for a protein of 130 amino acids. The record is from RefSeq and is a predicted model, not a curated record. The transcript is spliced from 4 exons. Lineage: Eukaryota; Fungi; Basidiomycota; Agaricomycetes; Polyporales; Phanerochaetaceae.